AUCUGGGCAGCAGCUGAUUAAACGACAAUGGAGCAGCUGUUGAGGUCUGACUUCUUUAGGUGAACUCUGAGGUGAAUUUUAGCUUCUUCUCCUCUCAUUCACGUUAACUGAUCUUCCAGGACAACUGAAAGCGGAUGAAGGAGCAGGAUGGGAAACUGGCUAACGAGCAGCCAGGCUGUGGUUCCAGCAGCGUCACAGACAGCUGAGAGCCAGAGGGAAGCAGGAGGAACGACGAUCAGCGCUCAGAACGGAAGCGUCGUCAACACUCCUCAGUUCUCUGGAGUUCACGCCAACAGGGAUGCACAUCUCAACGUCACCGUCACCAACACUUACGUUUCAGCUCAGCCUCCAGCCGGGACAGAAGAGGCCGACGCUGCUUCUCCCAGAACCGAAGGAAGUAUUAAAAGGUGCCAAGCUGACCUUAAAUCUUACCUUGAAAAUACGACAAAGAAUCUGUUUCAAGGCACAAAGGAGGACGGAUCACCGACCCCCUUAAACAGGAUCUAUACGGAGCUCUACAUCACAGAGGGAGGCAGUGGGGAGGUUAACAGUGAGCACGAAGUGAUUGACUUAGAAUGUAGAAGGUGUUCGAGCGAGGAGAAGAAAAUCCACCUCAAUGACAUUUUUAAUCCGCUAUCAAAGGAAGACAACCCUCCUCAGAGAGUCCUGACGAAGGGAAUCGCUGGCAUCGGAAAAACGGUCGCCGUGCAGAAGUUCACCCAGGACUGGGCCGGAGGAAAGGCCAACCAAAGCACUCAGUUCAUAUUUCCAUUCACGUUCAGAGAGUUGAACCUGAUAAAAGAUAAGAGGUGGAGUCUUACGAUGUUAAUAUCUUACUAUUUUGAAGAGGUGAGGGAUUUAGAAAUGUCAGAUUACAACAACUCGAGCGUUUUGUUCAUCUUCGACGGUCUGGACGAAAGCAAGUUCCCUCUGGACUUUGAGAACAAUGAGACGUGCCGCAGUCUCACAACGGAGACGACAGUAGACGUCCUGCUGACCAGCUUAAUGAGGGGGAAGCUGCUGCCUAACGCUUCGGUCUGGAUUACAAGCAGACCGGCCGCAGCCACCAAGAUUCCCUCCGAGGUCGUCGACAGGGUGACCGAGGUCCGAGGCUUUAACGAUGAGCAGAAGGAGGAGUACUUCCAGAGGAAAGUCAGCGACAAGGAUGUGGCUCGGAAGAUCUUCAGUCAUCUUCGUUCGAAGCCGCUGAGGAGCCUGUACAUCAUGUGCCACAUCCCGGUCUUCUGCUGGAUUUCAGCCACGGCUCUCCAGAGUCUCCUCACAGAAAGCCACAGAGGCGAGUUACCCAAGACCGUGACGGAGAUGUACACGCACUUCCUGAUCAUCCAGACCAAACGGAAACACGAGAAGGAUUAUCAGGAAGGCGAAACGGACAAAGAUUUGAUCAUGAAGUUGGGAAAGCUGGCAUUUGAACAGCUGCAGAAGAAGAACAUGAUCUUCUAUGAAAAUGACUUGGGAAGUUGUCAAAUUAAUCUCAAACAAGCUGCAGUUUAUUCGGGAGUUUGCACGCAGAUCAUAAGAAAAGAGUUUGGUCUUUACAGACAAGAGAUUUACUCUUUUAUACAUUUGACCGUUCAGGAGUUUCUUGCAGCUCUGUAUGUGUUAGAGACCUUCAUAGACGGUGGAAAAAAUCUGCUUCCCAGCCAGACGAGUGUGACGGUGGCAUCAGAGAGAGGAGAACUUCCCAUCAUCCUCCUCCACAAGAACGCGGUGGAUAUGGCUUUGGUCAGCGAUGACGGACAAUGGGACUUGUUCCUGCGCUUCCUGCUCGGUCUGUCGCAGGACCAGAAUCAGGAGCUGCUUCAGAAAGUUUUUGGAUUUCAAAGAAGACGUCCGCAGAGCAACCAGCAGACCAUCACCUACAUUCACGAGAAGAUCCGGAAGCUGUCCUACACCGAAAAGAGCAUCAAUCUGUUCCACUGUUUAAACGAGCUGGGCGAUCAGUCCCUGGUAGAGCAAGUCCAGAAGUACCAGAGCUCAGGAGAUAUUAGUAAAAUCUCCCCUUCACACUGGUCAGCUCUGGCCUUUCUGCUGCUUGUUUCCAAAGAAGAGCUGGAGGUCUUUGACCUGAAGCGGUACCACAGAUCAGACGACGUCCUGGAGAGGCUGCUGCCCGUGCUCAAAGUGUCAAAGACGGCUUUGCUACAUGACUGCAACCUCACUGACAGAUGCUGCAAGUAUGUUUCAUCAGUUCUCGAGUCUUCUGGUCUGGAAGAGCUGGACCUGAGCAGAAACAAACUGCAGGACUCCGGAGUGAAGACGCUGUCCAACGGUCUAAGAAGUCCCAACUGCAGACUCCAGAGAAUCCGUUUGGAGGACUGUGGUGUCACAAAGAAAGGAUGCCAGUCUUUGGCCAGUGCUCUGGUUUCGAACCCCUCCCACCUCAGAGAGCUCGACCUCAGCAGGAACAAAUUUCACGACGAGGGACUGCAGCUCCUUUCAGAAGCUCUCAACAGAUGCUCUUUGGAAACACUGAGGCUUCGUGAGUGCGGGAUCGCAGGGGAACCUCUGGCUUCAGCUCUCAGCUGUAACCCAUCUCACCUGAAAAACCUGGACCUGAGCAGAAACAGUUUUGGAGGAGGGGCGGUCGCUCAGCUCUGUGGCUUUCUGAAGCAUCCGGACUGCAAGCUGGAGACAUUAUGCCUCUCCAAUACAAAACUGCCAAAGGAAUGUGCCGCAGCUCUGGCCUCAGCUCUGGCUUCGAACCCCUCCCAGCUGAGGGAACUGGACCUGGGAGGGAACAACCUGGGUGACGACGGAGUGAUGGAGAUUGCUGCUCUGCUAAGGGAUCCAGACUGUAAAGUAGAGACACUGAGACUGGCUGGCUGUCGGUUUACAGAGCGCGGCUGUGCCGAACUGGCCUCCAGUCUGAAGUCAAACCCCGCCCACCUGAGAGUUCUGGAUCUGACGAGAAAUGUGCUCCGAGACGCCGGUGCUGAGAACCUGUCUGAGUUCCUGGCGGAGCCGCUUUGUCACCUGGAGACUCUGAACCUGAAAUGCUGUGCGCUAACAGCAGCCUGCUGCCGCUCUUUGACCUUCGCCCUCACCUGCCUCUCGACUCUCAAAGAGCUCGACCUGAGCUACAACCAGCUGAUGGAGCAGGGGCUGAAGCUGCUCUCUGAUUGGCUGAGGAAACCCCAGUGUCACUUGGAGAUACUGAGGUUGUCGGAGUUCACAGACAGCAGCUGUGAGUCUCUGGCCUCGGCUCUCAGGUUGAACCCUUCACACCUCAGAGAGCUGGAUCUGAGCAGGACUGAUCCAGGAGGAUCAGGUCUGGAGCUGCUGUCUGAUCUACAGAAGAACAGUGGUUACAAACUGCAGACGCUGACGGUGACUAAGUUAUCAAACAUCUGAACGGUGAACAACACCUGAGUGACACAGACCGAGGCUGAACUGGACCAUCAACCACCAACCAUUUACAUCAAAUUUAUUCUGACUAAUGUCCCGUCAGGUGCUUUCACCUCCAUCCUGCUGGGCUCAGUUAAAACAAACUCUGGGCUGUUUGUCCGGUUAGUUAGCGCUGCUGUGUCGGUCGAAACAAACAACCAGGCCGAGAACACUUGAGGAGGAGGGUCUCAGCCUGCUCCCUGGUGGACUCCCUGGUGCAGCUCCUUUGUGAUGUCAUCUAUAACUAUAGUUUGGCUAAAUAUCUUUAGAUGUAGGUCAUUCACUAUAUUUAUCACUUUAAAUUGUGCAGAAUAUUGAUUUAAAGUGACCGGAGCUGUAAAUAGUCCACUGAAGUGGCAGAUCGGCAGGUUCAGAAUUUCAUUGGCUAUUUGAAGCGUCAGUCACCUCCUGACUCAGUUGUGAUUGGCUCAAUCUUCACAUGGACGAAGAGAAAGAGGCCCUUCUGUUGAACUCGGCUUGUUAUUGGCUGCUGUGGUUGCUGAAGCUCAUCUGUGUUUGUGGAAGACAAACAGAGAGACGAGCUCAUCAGCUGCUAAUCGGACACGAGAAAACAUCUUUCUAUCACCGUGUUCUGGAUUAAAGGCUUGAUUGCAGUGGAUGUUUCCAGACCGUUUUGUCGGAGUGUUAUUGAUCUGAGGAUCACUGACAGACGCCGUCGCUGAGUUGCCUUAAUGUUUCCUCAGUUUUAAAAACGUCUGUUUGUCUGCUGUCGGCGGUUAAUGAGCCUCCUGCUGUGAUUGUUUCUUCAACUUUCUAACGCUGUUUAAUGUGAGCGUGAACGUGAAUGCAGCGUUUGUGUCAUUAUACAGAAAAUAACAGACAGUAAAUGAUCCUAUGGGCUGCAGGCGGGCCGUUGGAACAGUAAAGAGAUCUGGCUCUAUGUUCAUUAAAGCAGGCAGAAUAACUUCACUGGAUUUAUUGUAUGUGUGUUUAUAACGUGAAAAAUUAAAACUUAACUAAAAUUAAUUAAAACUGAGAGCGAACUUGUUCGCGAUGCUUUGAGGGAACAGGAAGUCACUUGUCAGUUGUUGACUUUGACUGACAGCAGAACUCGAUGUGGAUCUCUGUGAUACCUUAAACAUGACUUUACCAAUGAGAACAUGAUCAUUGUUCUGUGUGUGUGUGUGUGUGGUUACCUGUGUUGUUCCUCUUCCUGUGACAUCACCACAGAGCCUCUGUUCUGCACUACAGACACAAAAGCUGUUUGAUCUUUUAUCCUUUUGUAUUUAACAGACUGGCUACAUGGAAACAUAGACUUCAUUAACUUCCUGAUUGUUCCUGAAUGAGGCGAUUACUUUAGCAACGGUUAUAUAGAAUUUCUGUCACGUCACCAUGAUUAUAGGUAUAUAUUUUUCUUACUGUCUUUCCUUUAGUUUGUUGUCACCUCACAUACAUGAUGAGGAACUCAUUAUUGUUAUCAUACGUUUACUUGUUUGGUUUAUUUUAUAUAAGAAUCCUUCUCUGUACGUUACCUUUUCGUUCUUUCUUCCGUCCUUGUGUAAUUUAUAUAGUUUUUUCAUCAGUAAUAAAUAAACCAAUAAUACUAAGAAAUAAAUUACUGUGUGUUGUACAACCUGCACACAGAUUCAGGAAACAUUUGAGUGGAGAAAAGACUUUAU
Molecule: messenger RNA, 5048 nt
Organism: Chelmon rostratus (copperband butterflyfish)
Lineage: Eukaryota; Metazoa; Chordata; Actinopteri; Chaetodontiformes; Chaetodontidae
Product: NACHT, LRR and PYD domains-containing protein 12-like
Exons: 12
Coding region: 148-3375 (1075 amino acids)
Molecular function (GO): protein binding
Source: RefSeq, a predicted model, not a curated record